Messenger RNA from Prinia subflava (tawny-flanked prinia), 7753 nucleotides. It is a transcript of the gene B4GALNT3, whose product is annotated as beta-1,4-N-acetyl-galactosaminyltransferase 3. Lineage: Eukaryota; Metazoa; Chordata; Aves; Passeriformes; Cisticolidae. Gene Ontology annotation, molecular function: acetylgalactosaminyltransferase activity. Gene Ontology annotation, cellular component: Golgi cisterna membrane. Bases 138 to 3212 code for a protein of 1024 amino acids. The record is from RefSeq and is a predicted model, not a curated record. The transcript is spliced from 20 exons.
CGGAGGGAGCGGCGGGGCCGUGCGGCCGCGGCGAGCGGCAUGUCCCGGGGCGGCGGCGAGUCCCGGGCCGGCAGCGGCGGCGGCGGCGGCGGCAGCGCGUCCCGGGGCCGCGGGGGCCCGGCGCCCUGAGCGGCGCCAUGCGGGGCCGGCUGCUGGCGCGGCUGCGGCGCCGGAGGCAGCUGCGGCUGCUGCUGGCCCUGGGCGCGCUGGCCCUGGGGCUCUGGGCCGCCUACCUGGAGCUGGUGGCGAUGUCCGGCGGCGCGGCUGUCCCGGAGCGCAGAUUUGAAAGCUGGAGGGAGCUUGCUAAGGUUCUGUCAGACACCGGUGGGGACACAAGCCUUCAGCUGGGCCACCCGCAGGAGCUGGGACAGCAGAUCCAAGAGCUGCAGAUAGGUGGGAGGAAUAAAUCAAAUGAUGCAGCUGUGGACAGCCCUGUCCCGUGGAUGCCAGAGUUCCAGGGCCAGGCCAACCUGCACGUGUUUGAGGACUGGUGUGGCAGCUCCAUCGAGCAGCUCAGGAGAAACCUCCACUUCCCCCUCUUCCCUCACACAAGAACCACGGUGAAGAAGUUGGCCGUGUCCCCAAAAUGGACCAACUAUGGUCUCCGGAUCUUUGGUUACCUGCAUCCUUUUGGUGAUGGGGAGUUUCAGUUUGCCAUUGCUGCGGAUGACAAUGCUGAGUUCUGGCUGAGCCCAGAUGAAAAGCCCUCUGGUCUCCAGCUGCUGGCCAGUGUAGGCAAGACAGGGAAGGAGUGGACUGCACCAGGAGAGUUUGGGAAAUUUCACAGCCAGAAGUCAAGCAUGGUGAGGCUGUCAGCAGCAGGCAGGUACUACUUUGAGGUGCUGCACAAGCAGGACGACAGAGGAACAGACCAUGUGGAAGUAGCUUGGAGACUGAAUGACCCAGAAGCAAAGUUCAAAGUCAUUGACUCCCAACAUCUCUCCCUUUUUGCUAACGAGUCGCUGCUGAAGAUGGACGAGGUUGGGCACAUCCCGCUGACGCUGGCCAGCGGCCGGAGCCGCGCUGGCGGCAGGGCACACCCGGCUGACAUGCUGAAGCCUGACCCCCGGGACACUCUCUAUGCAGUGCCGCUGCUGAGCCGGUCCCGCGUGCGCCGCGCCCUGCCCGAGUGCCCCUACAGGCCCAGCUACCUGGUGGACGGAUUCCCCCUGCAGCGCUACCAGGGACUCCAGUUCGUCCAUUUAUCCUUUGUUUACCCAAAUGAUUACAGCCGCCUGAGCCACAUGGAGAAAGACAACAAGUGCUUCUACCAGGAAAACCCUUAUUAUCUGGAAAGAUUUGGAUUUUACAAGUACAUGAAAAUGGAUCGGCCAGAGGAGAGCCCGGACUCUGGAGAAAAGACAGAGCAGCCAGGCUCCCAGGAGGGGAACCCGGCGGAGGUGCAGUACGAGGAGCAGGAGCAGAGCCCCGGGCGCGCAGGGCGGGCUCCCGGCAGCGUGUGGGGCAGUGACAAUGCCCACGGUGACCAUUCCCUGCCAGAGCGCCGCCGGCUCCUCUCGGCGCCGGGCGACAGCGCAGGAGAGGAGACACGGAGGAGGACAGAAAGGUCUGGUGUCAGAUCAGCCAUGCUGGCCUCCAUCAACCACAGCCUCAGCCUGGCUGGCCUAGAGGGACACCCGGUAACGAAGAGCCCCCGAUUAAAAGCUGGCGUCAAAGACAAUUCCAGGAGCCCUCCGCAGCAUGCCAGGGCCAUCCCGGGCAGAGCGCCCGUCAGAAGGGCAAACGCUCCUCCUGGGACCGUGUCUCCAGGACAGCGGUCCCUUGGCCACCCCAGGGACUCGGAGGUCACCACUCCCACCGGGGUGGGACCUGGAGGAGAGCUGAGCAGCAGGCAGGACGGGCUGCGGGCAGCGGGCACGGUGCCAGCUGUGAGGGGACACCCCGUGCCAGGGCUGCCGCAGGGGCUGGGCCGGCCGCAGUCCCACGCUGCUGAGCAGCAGGCACCCAGCCACGGGCCUGUGGGCACGGGAGGGGCGCAGGGGGCGUCUCCGGGGAAGGACAAGUCUGGAGGAGCAGCAGAGGAGGAAGAGGUGGAUGGGGAGCCAGAGGAGGAAGAUGAGGAGGACUUCGAUUACGUGCCAGUGUUUGACCAGGCUGUCAACUGGGAGCAGACCUUCAGCAUGAACAACCUGGACUUCCACAUGCUGCGCACGGACUGGAUUGACCUGAAGUGCAACACCUCGGGAAACUUGCUGCUGAGAGAAGGGGAGGCCCUGGAAGUUACACGUGUCUUCCUGAGGAAGCUCAACCAGAGCAGUAAGGGGCGCUUCCAGCUGCAGCGCGUGCUGAACGUGGAGAAGCGCCAGGACCGCGUGCGGGGCAGCCGGUACCUGCUGGAGCUGGAGCUGCUGGAGCUGCUGGGGCGCGGCGCGCGCCGCGUGCGCCUCUCCGAGUUCGUGUUCGCGCGCGGCUGGCACGGCGGCGCCCGCCGCGACCACGACGAGAGGAGCAUGAGGAGCCUGGCCUGGGGCCGCCGCCGGCACCUGAUGGCUGCAGACACCGAGCCGGAGCUGUGCUGGCCCCAGGGCUUCUCCUGGAACCACCGGGCCAUGGUUCACUUCGUGGUGCCAGUGAAAAACCAGGCACGUUGGGUACUGCAGUUCAUCUCUGACAUGGAAGAGCUACUCCGAGUCACCAAGGAUCCCUACUUCAGCAUCAUCAUCACAGACUUCAGCAGUGAUGACAUGGAUGUAGAGAAGGCUCUGAAAAGGUCUACCUUGCACAGCUAUCAGUACCUGAAGCUGACGGGGAACUUCGAGCGCUCUGCUGGGCUGCAGGCGGGGAUAGACCUCGUGACGGACCCACACAGCAUUGUGUUCCUGUGUGACCUGCACAUCCACUUCCCCGCUGGAGUCAUUGACUCCAUCCGGAAGCACUGCGUGGAGGGCAGGAUGGCCUUUGCACCCAUGGUGAUGAGGCUGCACUGCGGCAUGUCCCCACAGUGGCCUGAUGGCUACUGGGAGGUCAAUGGGUUUGGCCUCCUGGGCAUAUACAAGUCUGACCUGGACAAAAUUGGAGGCAUGAACACAAAAGAGUUUCGGGACCGCUGGGGAGGAGAGGACUGGGAGCUCCUGGACAGGAUCUUACAGGCCGGGCUGGAAGUGGAGCGUCUCUCCCUGAGAAACUUCUUCCACUGGUUUCACUCGAAGCGGGGCAUGUGGAACCGGCGCCAGCUGAAGCCUGAGGUGUAGCUGUCACCCCCAGAGCUGCUGGGAGCACUGCCACCAUCUCACCCAGACGUGCACUUUAGCAGGGCACACAGCAUAGUGCCCAAACCCUCCUCUGCCGGCAGAGCCUCUGAGGCAGGGCACAGCCGAGGAGGGGCUGGCGGGCGGGAGCCGCUCCUGUCAGCAUCCAGGAGUCCUGUCAGCGUCCAGGACUCCUGUCAGCAUCCAGGACUCCUGUCAGCGUCCAGGACUCCUGUCAGCAUCCAGGACUCCUGUCAGUCAGCAUCCAGGACUCCUGUCAGCAUCCAGGACUCCUGUCAGCAUCCAGGACUCCUGUCAGCGUCCAGGACUCCUGUCAGCAUCCAGGACUCCUGUCAGUCAGCAUCCAGGACUCCUGUCAGCAUCCAGGACUCCUGUCAGCAUCCAGGACUCCUGUCAGCAUCCAGGACUCCUGUCAGCAUCCAGGAUUCCUGUCAUUCAGCAUCCAGGACUCCUGUCAGCAUCCAGGACUCCUGUCGGCAUCCAGGACCGCGUGUGGCUGGGGAGGUGUGACAAGGGAAGGGCUUUGUUUGCUGCUGUGCAGUCUGGGGGAGGGACAGUGGGAGAGGGGCCGUGUUUCCUGAUGAGUCUUGCACCAAACAAACACAAAUCCCAGCUAAGCCCAGAACGGUUUAUUCAGAGCAACACUGCCUCUCUUUCAAAACGUGAAUGGAAAAAAAACCAAAACAAACCCACAACUGUCCCCAUUUCCCCUCCUUUGCCAUCUCUCCAGUACCCCUGAUUUUGGACAGGGGACCAAAGUUCUCUGGCCGGUAUUGCACCCACGAGCCCGUGUGCUGACUGAAGGAAAUCUGGGUGCAGAGGGGCUGAUAGGCACUGCAGGCUGCUGGUGCUUAGACGUUUCUCUGUGCUUUUCACUUCGGUCAUUAUGAAGAACUGUGCUCGUGUGCAGCAAAUUUUGGGCCAUGGAUGGAGUUGCAGAUGCAUUUCCCUUCCAAGAGCCACGUUUGCCUGUAGCUGGGUGAGCUGGCAAGGGUGAUGUUACAAUUCCACCUGAAUUACUGACCCACGCCCUGAGGGCAGUGGGUCAGUACAGAGCACCUAACGGGGCAUCUCAGGAGGAACUUCUCAGCCUUAUUUGACAGACGUCUGUUUGUCCUAACAAUAUCAGGGAAACCCUAGCAGGGAAGAAGUGGCAAUAUUUUGUUAGUUGAAAUAUUGUGAUUUGUCAGAAGAGGAGACAGAGUCUUCUGCUCUCAAGAUCCUGUACAUUUAUGCAGCAUCUAAAAGUUAAUUUAAUAAGUUCUAAAAGUUAAUUUAAUGGCCUCACAGUUGUGUCUUGUCACAGUUUGACUCUUAUGUAGAGAGCAGGCUUGGUUGGAGAACCAGCACAGCUGUUGGUGCUUCAUCUCUGAACAGCCCUGGGAGCUCUGGCCUGUACGGAGGAGGAGGUGGCCUCAGGUCUUGGCACAUGCACUGGGUGUGACCAGCAGUGAGGACAGAAGAGUGAACAAAAGGAGGGGCAAACCCACGCUGUCAUUGAUGCAAGAACUGUGGAGAGAGCCCACAGCUGGCCUGGUGCUACAGGGGAGUCUCAUCCCAUAAAACUCCUGUUAGUGUAAGGCAAGAUUUUUUUACCCUUAGAAGACUGUAUAAACCCAGAAAUCCCAGCUCACCCAGAGCCUUACACUGGAGCUGCAGUGUCCCCAUACCAUGCUGGAAAGGUCUCAGGCGUGAGGGGCGAGUGUGGCAUAGGGUGCUGCUCGUGGUGCCCAGCUCUGUGGGGAGUGGCUGGGAAGGAGUGAUGGAUGUGUGCAGAAUACAAGCAAAGCUGACUGGUACUAGAGUUUUUUGCUCUUUGCUGAUGGAGUAAAUGCCAAUUCAGAAUAGGCAUUCAUUCAUUCAUUACUGGGUCUGUGGUGCUUGACAAGUCCAUCAAGUUCUGCUAUUGCAGUAGAAAACUGAACAUGCGAGUUCUGGCACGUGAGGUAGAAAUCAUGUCAAAUCAUCUGUUUGCACCAGUCUGGGUGUUGUGAGUGAUGGAUCUAGACAGAGUCAAGCAGACACCAGGAAGUUCUGCUGUGCAGUGGGCAGCUGUGGUGAGAAGUAGACAGGAGAGAUGGCUGUCUCUGAAUCUGUGGAGCCUUUGCCAGAAGGGAGACACUGAAUGUCCCAGAAGAGGCAGCUUUAGCCAGCUGCUCAAGCCAGAGUAGUCUUCCUGUUGAGGGAAAGUACUUUACCCAUGCAGAUUUUAAAUCAUGGCAGUUGGAGAAGGAAGGCAGACAACACUCAACACUUUCUUGGAUUUUUUUUUUUUUAAGUAUUAAGGAGUUUGGGAGACCAGAGCCCUGUGAUGCAAUGUUGCAAUAAGCUGUGUUUGUGCCUGGAAUGUGCAGUGUCAGUCAUGCUCUGGGUGCAAGUCAGAGCCUGUGUGUCCCUCACGGGCACAGCUGCACGAGUGUGCACCGAGCUGCUUUCCAGGCUCCCGGAGCCUGCCCAGGCUGGCCGUGGCACGCAGGGCCUGUGGAAUGGGGAGAGGCUGGCAGGAGGGACACGGCCGGGCGCGGCAGGAGCAGCUGUCCGGGCUGCAGAUGGGAGCAGCGUGGUGCCCAGGCUGCAGAGGGAGAGCUGCUGGGUUCCCUGGUGCCUGCACAGGGGGAGCUGCUGGGUUCCCUGGUGCCCGGGCUGCAGAGGGAGAGCUGCUGGGUUCCCUGGUGCCCGGGCUGCACAGGGGGAGCUGCUGGGUUCCCUGGUGCCUGCACAGGGAGCUGCUGGGUUCUCUGGUGCCCGGGCUGCACAGGGGGAGCUGCUGGGUUCCCUGGUGCCCGGGCUGCAGAGGGAGAGCUGCUGGGUUCCCUGGUGCCCGGGGUGCAGAGGGAGCUGCUGGGUUCCCUGGUGCCUGCACAGGGGGAGCUGCUGGGUUCCCUGGUGCCUGGGCUGCAGAGGGAGCUGCUGGGUUCCCUGGUUGGACAUGGGGAGCUGCUGGGUUCCCUGAUGCCCACACAGGGAGCAGGAGCUGUUGCACCCUGUGCUGCCUGUGGAUGUCCUCUGCAGCACCUGCAGUUAGCAGCUGGCAUCCCUCUGCAGGCACUGGCAAGAAUUAGGUGCAUCCAAAGGUAACUCACUUGGCAAAAAUGACAGGAGUCUUCCCCAGCACAGAGGACAGCCAGCAAAGAGUGGACUGGACAGCGGGGUGCACCCCUCAGAGCAGCACUGCCAGCAGAAUUUGAGGAUUUUGCCCCCAUUUUUCAGCUGUGACUGUACCCCCUCCUUCACACCCCUUCCUUGUAACCCAGGCCAGUGGUAAGCAGAACUACCUCGUGAGGACUCCUUGGUGGAGAUGUAAGGAGUUACUUAGGAGUUACUAAGUUGGUUUUCAGUCCAGCUUCCUAAUGGCCAGUUUCCCCACUGUCAAAGCUGCCAUCUCAAACGUUCUUCCCUUUUAGUGGGAAUUCUCAGUUGGUAUCCAAGCAUUGCACCAGUAAACGUGAUUAAUACUAAUUGGCACUAGCUGGCAGCUCCGUGGAGGAGCUGGGAGAGCCCAUGGGGACAAAAAGUGACAUGCUCAGAGACCUCACUGCUGGCUGUGGGGAGAGAAGGGGCUCCACACUCCCCAGUUUGCUGGCCAGCAGCAAACCUUGCAGGAGCAGUGCUGGGCUUCGCUCUGAGGCUGCUGCCCCUCUUCCAAAGCAAGCUGCAGCUUUUCUCCCCAGAGCCACAGAGAGGAGAGCAGGAAGCACAGCAGGAGCAGAUCCCUCAGCCAUGCAGUGAAAGAACAUGGCCAGGAAGCUGACUCCCCUCAACAGCUGGUCACAUUUCUGUCACCAACAUCUUUUUAGGAAGCUGUGCUGGAGUUUCUGGCCUUCAUAUGCAUCCUGGCUGUGUCCUGGCUGUGUCCUGUCUGGACAGCUGGAGGAAGCCAGUUGCAUGGGAUUUUCCUUGCAUCAGGCCAGGAGCAAACUGCUCCGGAAGCUCUGGGGAGGGGAUGAACACUGCUGCAGCAGAGACCCUCUGCAGCUGGGGGUGACCAGGCUGGGGAGGGGAUGGACACUGCUGCAGCAGAGACCCUCUGCAGCUGGGGGUGACCAGGCUGGGGAGGGGAUGGACACUGCAGCAGAGACCCUCUGCAGCUGGGGGUGACCAGGCUGGGAGUCCAGGCCACCGAAUGUGAGGUGCAGGGCAAGGGGGCUCUGCCUACAAAUGUGACUGUGUCCUCAGGACUGAAGUGUGGUGCUCAGACUUGCUUUGCAGGUCGGCAAGGGAAUGAAGAAGGGCUGGCUUUUAAGCUGAGCAAAGUGUAUUGUGUGAAAAUUUUAUUUGUUUCAUCAUUGUCUUAAUGUUUGCCCGCUAUGAACAUCUCUCCUCAUGUCCUACAAAUGUCUGAAGUUGAUGAUUGUUUUUUAGAUACAGAUGCCUUGUGUUGAAAAUCUGAGUUGUACCUCUAAGUUACCUGCCUUAAAGUGGCUCUGUGCCUUCAAGAUGACUCCUGGGCCACCUCUCUGUUGGAGCUGGGGGACAUACAGGUUCUCCUUGGUGUUUUAUAAAUACAUUGUGUUCCUACAAGA